GCGCACCCCAGGCCCGGGGCCUCGCCGUUGCCGCCCUGGCUUGGGCACUAGCGGCUGCGGAGUGUGCGUGGUUGGGCGUGAGGGGCCGACGGGCUCGCGCGCGCGCCGUCUGCCGAGGUCCCUAGGGAAGUGGGCGAGCGCCCGACGCCGACCUGCACGCGCAGCCCGGCAGCCGGCGGCGCGCUGAAGGCGGAGGUGGUGCGUGCGUGCGUGUGUGUGUGUGUGUGUGUGUGGAGCUCGGGUGCCACGGGCGAGCCGUCAGCCCCCGGGUGCGAGUCCCCGCUGUCUUCCACACCCUUCCUUCCUCCCGGCUCCUUCCCUACAUCCUUCCCGCGCCCUCACAGUCGCCGACCGAGCGAGAGCCCCCUUAAGCAGGUGUGGGGGGCGUGCGGGGUGGCACGAGACAAAGGGGGCACGGGGGUACGACCGCCAUGGCCUCCCGAAGCUUGGGGGGCCUGAGCGUGAGCCGCGGCGGAGGCGGCAAGAAAAGCCUGAGCGCCCGCAAUGCUGCGGUGGAGAGAAGGAACCUGAUCACCGUGUGCAGGUUUUCUGUGAAGACCUUGAUUGAUCGGUCUUGCUUUGAGACAAUUGAUGAUUCUUCUCCUGAAUUUAACAAUUUUGCAGCUAUUCUGGAACAGAUUUUAAGCCACCGGCUAAAAGAGAUUUCCCAAAGUUGCAGAUGGCUGGCUCAUCUCCAAAUACCUCUUCAAGGUCAAGUUACCUGGUUUGGUUAUGAAAGUCCUCGUAGCUUCUGGGACUAUAUCAGAGUGGCUUGCCGGAAAGUUUCACAGAAUUGUAUCUGCAGCAUUGAAAAUAUGGAAAAUGUCAGUUCUUCUAGAGCUAAGGGUAGAGCCUGGAUCAGAGUAGCACUCAUGGAAAAACAUUUAUCUGAAUACAUCUCUACAGCUCUGAGAGACUUCAAAACAACCAGGAGAUUUUAUGAAGAUGGAGCAAUUGUCUUGGGUGAAGAAGCAAAUAUGCUUGCUGGUAUGCUGCUAGGACUCAAUGCUAUUGAUUUCAGUUUCUGCCUAAAGGGAGAGGGACUGGAUGGCAGCUUUCCUGCUGUAAUAGACUAUACACCAUAUUUGAAGUAUAUCCAAAGUUCUGAUAGCAUCAGCAGUGAUGAGGAGGAGCUAAGGACUUUGGGAAGCAGUGGUAGUGAAAGCAGUACUCCAGAGAAUGUCGGACCUCCUUUCCUCAUGGAUGAGAACAGUUGGUUCAACAAGUGUAAAAGAGUUAAGCAAAAGUAUCAGCUUACCCUGGAACAGAAGGGUUACCUUGAAGAACUCUUACGACUUCGAGAGAACCAACUAUCUGAAUCUGUCUCCCAGAAUAAAAUACUACUUCAGAGGAUUGAAGAUUCUGAUCUGGCUCAUAAACUGGAGAAGGAACAAUUAGAAUAUAUAAUUGUGGAGCUUCAAGAUCAGCUGACUGUGCUAAAGAAUAAUGAUUUAAGAUCAAGACAAGAGUUAACUGCCCAUCUCACCAACCAGUGGCCUUCCCCAGGAGCUCUGGAUGUCAAUGCUGUUGCCUUGGAUACGUUGCUUUACCGAAAACACAAUAAACAGUGGUAUGAGAAAAGUUAUCAAAGUCUUGACCAGUUGUCAGCAGAAGUUAGUCUUUCUCAGACUUCUCUGGAUCCGGGCCAGUUACAAGAAGGAGAUGGAAAACAAGACACAUUAAAUUUAAUGAGUGAAGGUAAAGAAGACACUCCCUCGUUACUUGGCCUCUGUGGAUCUCUAACAUCAGUGGCAAGUUACAAGUCUCUAACAAGUUUAAAAUCUAAUGACUACCUUGCAAGUCCUACAACAGAGAUGACAAGUCCAGGGCUAACUCCAACCUGAAAACUUUUAUGUAAAAGCCAGAAAAUUUUAUGUUGUAAACGUUUAAUUUACGUUUGACUGCUGGGAAGACCUUUGAAAUUUUAUAUUAUUCUGGUACAUGUCCGAAAUUCUAUUGCCUUAGAAAGAAUCCACUCCAGGUAAGAUUCUGAGUGAAAAACAGAAUGAUCCUGUCAUUUUUCAUUUUUAAAAUUCUUAUAUUUGUCAUUGAGGAAGUUCAAAAAGGAAUAGGAUUAAAAAGAAAAACUUUCAAAGAUCCACCAAAUAGUUCAUAGCAAAUUGUACAUAUUUAUUGUUCAGCUGAUUUUUAUAUAUUUAAAUAUACCUUAGUGGCCAGAGACUGAGUUUAGGGUUUUAUUCCAGAGACUUAAGCUAAGUAUUUUUUCACUUUUUCAUAUUUAAAACUGUUAACUUCAUUUUUUCAUUAAUUUCCUCCUAAGUUCUGUGCUUUACAUGCCUGUUUUUAAUAUCAGAGGAAGGUUCUCAGCUGCAUUCUCAUAAUGGCUUAUUCAGUUUUUCUUUAAUAGUUAUAAUUUGGUAUCAACUUAACAUUCCACUUAACAUUUUAUAAACUCCAUAGGAAUGUGUCUGUUUUGGUAGUUAUUGACUUAAUUUGUUAGUGCUGUAAGAAAAAUUUUACAGAAUUUUGUGCCAUUUUGGUAAAAUGAAUAUAUUCUGUUUUCCAAGAUUUUCUUAAAAGACUAUCAAUUUUAAAAUAUAGUCAAAUAGGUCUCAAAAGCCAGAAAAAUUUGAUAAUGUAGAACAAAUGUUGAAAAAGUGUUUUGUCAGGAAAGAGUUCAAACUUAGUUAAAGAUUUGGGAAGUUUUUAAACAAGGAUCAGUAGGGUGGUUAUCAUAAUAAAUGUAUGUCUAAUAGUCAUUGAUGGUUUUUUUUCCUCUGUGUGCAACAAUGAUAUGGCCUCUGUCAUUAAUCACACCAUAAUCUCAUUUUAAAAUAUUUUAAUGUUAAAGAAAAUCCCCACACUUCUAUAGGUAAAAUUAGUUUUUAAAAGUUGUAAUUUUUUUUUUGAAACAGCUACAUUGAUCCCUAAAAAUUCCACCAUGCUGAAAAUGUAUGCCAUGUAUUUUCUAUAGUAAUAUGAGGAAAACAUGAUUAGCUGUGCCAAAGAAAUUUUAUACAUUGUUUACAUGAAGAGGCUUCAGUACUUAUUAGGGACUUCAUAUGGUAUUUUUGUUUAUUGUUGUUAUUGAGAAGAGUCAAGAAGAGCUGAGCUGACGACACUCAUUCUUUGUAUUAGAAAUGUAGGAGUGUGGUGGUUUUCUGCAAUAUUUAGGGACUUAAUCUCAUAAUUUGGAAUUUAAGAUAAUAAAUAGUAACAAAGCAAGUCUUAUAUGUAAGACAGUCAAACAAUGUUGCUUCAGGGACAAAGGCCUGGAAUUCAUUAAAAUAAGUUAUCUUAGAUGUGCCAGAACAUAUUCAGAGCUUUCUUCCUUUAGCUUAAAGCUUCAAUACUUGUAGAAAUGCAAAUAUUCUUGAGAAAUUAUACAUUUUUGUUCUCAGUUUCUCAAUUCUGUACACCUGAUUGGGAAUGAAGUAUCCAAAGCAGUUUUUCAUCAGCAUGGGGGAUGGAAAGAAGGUAUAAUAUGAGAAGAAUGGAAACUCUGGGAGAAGGGAAUAAGUAAAUGGAUAAGGAGAAAUUUGAAAAUUUUAGGCUGGACUUAAGCACUACUGCUGCUUUCCUAUGAACUAUCAAUCAGUAUGUUUAAAUGCUUUAUCAUUCAUGGUCCACUCUCAACUGACAUUUAUUCUUUAGUAAUUAAAAAAUGGCUUUUUUCCCAUACACUUUUAUAAUGUACAAGGAAAUUCAAGAUUCCAUAAUUGUAAAAUUUUUCAGAUUUGUCUAAUGUAUAAUUUGUGCAUCUUAACAUGCUGCUAAAUGCAGAUUUAGAAAUUACAUCUGAGGAUCAUGACAACUUUUCCUCCUUUCUUGGAGCUCUUGUUAUAAAAUUCAUCUGCUGUUGUUAUGAAAUCAGGUUUCUACAGAGUUCAUAUCACACUAAAGGUAGUUUGUUACUGUUUGCAUGAGAAAACAAUGUAUGUCUCAAUCUUUUAAUUUUAGGUGGUAGUGUUUAUUGUCCACCCUCCUCCUUGCCCCCAAAAGAAUGCUGAAUUGUAUGCCAAUAUUUCCAUGUGUAGUCUGUUUCUUCGAAGCGUGCUAAUUGCAUGUAUAUUAAAAAUUUUGUACUAUG
Messenger RNA from Callithrix jacchus (white-tufted-ear marmoset), 4051 nucleotides. RefSeq names its product RUN domain containing 3B (gene RUNDC3B). The record is from RefSeq and is a predicted model, not a curated record. NCBI's taxonomy places the organism in Eukaryota, Metazoa, Chordata, Mammalia, Primates, Cebidae.